UGACUGAGUCCCCGCAGCACCCACCCUCUGGGGUGCCACCCAAUGGCUGCCGUGGGCUCGGCACAGCCCCUCCCGCCCGCCUGGGCUGAGCGGGACCCGCCGGGACACUGCCCGGACUGGCUCGCACAGGCUGUAAGAUAUAAAGGCUGUCAGCAGCUCCUCUGGCCAGAAGCUUCAUAACCAGCACAGUUUUGUUCUUUGGGGGGGUUGUAAUAAGAGACACUUCUUCACAAAGGUUCAUAUCAUCACAUAGGAGAGUGCUAUAUAUACUGGGAGAACAAUAGACUCUGUUCUUUUUUUCUUGGUAUUAUCCAGAGAUUUGCUUUCUGCUGCCCUGACUUAAAGCAGAGUACCUCUGUGGCCUGUCUCCUUUGGCCCCAAAAUGACAGUAAUUGCUGCAAUCAGUUGUUCUCUCUUAUUUUCCGUUCUCUGUGAAACAAGUGCAUUAGUGUUACCCAACUCCACUGACCUAUUCCUGUCAGACAAUAAUUUCACUGACAUCAAGACGGCUUUGGCAGCUCAUCUGGACUCUGCAAAAAUUCCCAAAGCCAGGAGGAAGCGCUACAUUUCACAGAAUGACAUGAUUGCCAUUCUUGAUUAUCAUAAUCAAGUCAGAGGCAAAGUCUUCCCACCUGCUUCCAACAUGGAAUAUAUGGUUUGGGAUGAAACUCUUGCCAAAUCUGCUGAGGCUUGGGCUGCUACAUGCAUUUGGGACCAUGGUCCUUCCUAUCUUUUGAGAUUUUUGGGCCAGAACCUGUCUGUAAGAACUGGAAGAUAUCGAUCUAUUCUCCAGCUGGUAAAGCCAUGGUAUGAUGAGGUGAAGGAUUAUGCUUUCCCUUAUCCUCAAGACUGUAACCCUAGGUGCCCGAUGCGAUGUUAUGGACCCAUGUGCACCCAUUACACACAGAUGGUUUGGGCCACUUCCAAUCGUAUAGGCUGCGCAAUCCACACAUGCCACAAUAUGAACGUCUGGGGAUCGGUUUGGCGGCGAGCUGUUUACUUGGUAUGCAACUAUGCCCCAAAGGGGAAUUGGAUUGGAGAAGCACCUUAUAAAGUUGGAGUUCCAUGUUCAGCUUGUCCUCCAAGCUAUGGAGGUUCUUGUAUCGACAAUCUUUGUUUCCCAGGAGUAACAUCAAACUACUUAUACUGGUUUAAAUAAGUUAAGGUUAACAUUAUUUUAAAGAAAACCCACAGAUGAGUAACAAGAACUUUGUGUAUUGAAUUUUGCACAUAUUAUAUAUAGAGAGAUAUUGUAAUAAUACUCUGAUAUUUUCUUUUUGUAUGCUUUUGUGUAAUUAGCUUUCCAAGUACAGUAUAAUUUGGAUUUAACACUUUGGGAUUUAAGACUCACAUUAUCCCUUUCAGAUUAACAUUUUGUUAAAGGAGAGCAAACUCAUUUUAAUCUUAGCAAGUGUAGCUUCCUGAAGAUUAGAUUAUAUUGAAAGCACAUCAGAAGAUAGAAGAUUACUUCCUGUUAAAAAUAAUAACUCUAGAAAGAGAAGGGUCGUUGUUUAACACUGUGCUUCAAAAAUGGAGUGCGACUUGCAAAGAAACAAAUUGUCCUCACACUCCCAAUGGUUCCUCCUGUUUACACCUGUGCUUUCACCUGCAAUGUCAGUGGGACACUGAGCAGAGGAAAACAUAUGUGCAAGAGAAACUGCAG
Molecule: messenger RNA, 1663 nt
Organism: Motacilla alba alba
Lineage: Eukaryota; Metazoa; Chordata; Aves; Passeriformes; Motacillidae
Gene: PI15
Product: peptidase inhibitor 15
Exons: 6
Coding region: 383-1159 (258 amino acids)
Cellular component (GO): extracellular region
Source: RefSeq, a predicted model, not a curated record